AGAGAGAGAGAGAGAGAGAGAGAGAGAGAGAGAGAGAGAGAGAGAGAGAGAGAGAGAGAGAGAGAGAGAGAGAGAGAGAGAGAGAGAGAGAGAGAGAGAGAGAGAGAGAGAGAGAGAGAGAGAGAGAGAGAGAGAGAGAGAGAGAGAGAGAGAGAGAGAGAGAGAGAGAAAGAGAGAGAGAGAGAGAGAGAGAGAGAGAAAGAGAGAGAGAGGAAAUGAGAGAGUCAAUGUAGGGACACACCGUACCGUCUCAUUGGUCUACUGUUUGUGUACGAAUCCACUACACGAGAUAUAUCUGGACUGUACACUCUCUACUAGCUUUUCUCUAUGGUCCUUCUCAACGUCGAGGACAGCUGACAGACUUGAUGGGAACAAACUGUUUGGAAAGAGAGGAUGACGGGCUACAAGAACGAUUAAUCGCACAGGAGAGAGCGAGAGACAAAGGGAGAGAGGAAAAGAGCGAGAGACAAAGUCGGAGAUCAUGAUAGCGUACGUGGACUGUCUGUCCCCUGAGCUGGUUGGGGGAGGGGGCGUGAGGGUGGGUGCUCGAUGCUGGAAGGGUGGGUACAGCGAGGACGAGGAUGAGUUGCUUCCUCUCUGCUCGAAAGAUGUCCGAAAGAUGCCCUCCCUGCAGCCCAAGAGCGAGGGCAGUUUGAGACGUCGUCUGCUCACCUCCAAGAUCCACCAGCAACGAGACACACUGUGGGCUCCCAGGCCUCUUGCACAGGGUCUCCCGGACAACCAAGGCCUCCAGGCGACGCAACACAGUCAGGACUACCCUGGCACCGAGCCCCAGGCCAAACCCAGCCCUUCCGGCCUGCUGAUCCACCACCUAGCAGGCUACUCGUCACAGGGUUCCCAGCAACAUAGGCACAACGCAGGCUACUCCUUGACUCAGGUACAGAGGACCAGCUAUUCUCCCCCGACCCCCGACCCCCAUCCUGGGUACAGCUUCCCCCUACAACAUCCAGGAGGAGCCAGAUGCAGCCACAAUGGAAACCCAGGAUACUGUAACCCAGGAUACUGUAACCCAGGAUACUGUAACCAAGGAUACUGUAACCCAGCAUACUGUAACACAGCCUACACCACAAGGCCCAGCAGCAGCUCUAACCCAGGACACCAGAACACUGCACAAGGAGCCAGCAACCCUUCCCCAGGACAGGGAUACGGCUCUACCUCCUCCCCACCGGGACCCAGCUACAGUUCUACCUUAGGGUUUGCGUCCCAGUCCCAGCCCAGCCUCCCCUCUAACCUGCCCCGGCAGAGAAAGAGCUUCUCUCCCUUCAACCUGCUCCGACGGCGCAGCUACAAAUCCAACCAGAUCCCCUUCUCACAUACCCCUCAUAGCCAAGACUGGAGAGAGUGUGACAAGAAGCUAAGGAGUGAUGGGUACGGCAGUUCACAGUACUUCUCUCAAAACCCCGCCCACCUCAGUCGUAGCCUAUCAGAGGACAGGCUGCAUGAUGACAAGGCCAGGAAGGACAGAAAACAGAAAAAGAUGGGCUAUUGCAUCAGACGACCACACCGGGUUCCUAUCAGCUCAAAACAAGAAGAAGAGGCUCCAGUGAACACGUAA
Molecule: messenger RNA, 1576 nt
Organism: Oncorhynchus keta (chum salmon)
Lineage: Eukaryota; Metazoa; Chordata; Actinopteri; Salmoniformes; Salmonidae
Product: mucin-1-like
Exons: 3
Coding region: 482-1576 (364 amino acids)
Source: RefSeq, a predicted model, not a curated record